CUCCUUCCCCUGCUUAGCCUGCUCUGCUCUACUCCAAUAAAUAUAGGCCACAUUCUUGAAUUCAAUUCUCAUCCCCCACCAAUCUUCUUUCAUCAACUCAUUCCUUUCCCUCUUCUUCCUUACUACUCCUUUCUAAAAUUUGCCAAAAAUGGCAUCAAACACCAUCUUGUCACUUGCUUUCUUGGUUUGUUCCUUUGUACUUUUCACAAAUGCCAAUGCAAAUUUCGCACCUUCUGGUUGGAUGAGUGCUCAUGCUACCUUCUAUGGAGGCAGUGAUGCCUCUGGCACAAUGGGGGGUGCUUGUGGAUAUGGAAACUUGUAUUCAACUGGUUAUGGAACAAGAACUGCAGCAUUGAGCACAGCAUUGUUCAAUGACGGCAAAUCUUGUGGACAAUGCUACAAGAUUAUAUGUGAUUACAAACAAGAUCCCGAUUGGUGCCGGAAAGGAGUGUCUAUUACCAUUACUGCCACCAAUUUCUGCCCACCAAAUUGGGACCUUCCAAGCAACAAUGGAGGAUGGUGCAACCCGCCGCGUCCCCAUUUCGACAUGGCUCAACCAGCUUGGGAAAAGAUUGGUAUCUACAGGGGUGGCAUUGUCCCUGUCCUCUACCAAAGAGUUCCAUGCAAGAAACAUGGUGGAGUGAGAUUCACAAUCAAUGGAAGGGAUUUCUUUGAACUAGUAUUGAUCACCAAUGUUGGAGGUCCUGGAUCAGUGGCUGCAGUACAAAUCAAAGGAUCAAAAAAAAACAAUAACUGGAUGCCAAUGUCUAGGAAUUGGGGAGCCAAUUGGCAGUCAAACAUAUUCCUGGAUGGUCAAUCCCUUUCAUUCAGAGUAACCACCUCGGAUGGACAAACUAAAGACUUCAUCAACAUUGUCCCAUCAAAUUGGCAGUUCGGACAGACAUUCUCCAGCUCCUUGCAGUUCUACUAAGAAACUGGAAGGAAAGCGGCUUCAGAGUUCCUGGGUUUUUUUAAAUAGAAUUUGUUGGAUUUUUGGAGGCUUUUUCUCUACAGGCAGCGGCGUGCUUACUAUUUUACCUGAAAGCAGCCCGCCAAUACAAAUAUAUAUACAACAACUAUAUAUAUUUUUGGCGCUUAUACAAACAAAAAACAGCAUGGAUGGAUUUUGAUUCUUUCGGGAGAAGACGAGGAGAAUUGAAAGUUUUUUGGGUUUUGAUAAUAUUUGGAUGCGGAAGAAAGAACCCAUGAACUCGAGGAGCCCACCCCAGCUGGUUCAAUCGUCCAGAAAUGAGAAAAACAGGGGCGAUUGUUUAUACAUUUUUUACACUGUCUUUACUACUUCCAUUCUGUAUGUAAUUCAGUCAUCAAUUUGGUCAUUUUUUCAAUUUUCAUUUUGGGAGGAAGAGAGAAAUAAGGAGCAAACUGCUUUUAAGUUCAGGCAGCAUUUUGUUUAUUUGAAUUGGAAAGGAUUUCAUAUGUUCUUCUCCCCAAUCUGGUUGUAAUCUUUGAACUAACUUUUUGAAUUACAUACAUCC
Molecule: messenger RNA, 1496 nt
Organism: Oldenlandia corymbosa var. corymbosa
Lineage: Eukaryota; Viridiplantae; Streptophyta; Magnoliopsida; Gentianales; Rubiaceae
Source: the annotation of a GenBank genome assembly